This is a messenger RNA of Misgurnus anguillicaudatus (oriental weatherfish), 3927 nucleotides long. The record is from RefSeq and is a predicted model, not a curated record. NCBI's taxonomy places the organism in Eukaryota, Metazoa, Chordata, Actinopteri, Cypriniformes, Cobitidae.
CAGUCCUUCCAUAUAUUUUAGACAUUCAUGGGUUAAUAUUGUGUGGUCCUUCCUGGCCCCCAAAACCGUGGCGAGACUCUGUGACAUUUCCAGCGUGUACACGUGAAAAGAGCCUUGAACUUGAGAAAGCAACAAAAGCCUCCGGUGAAAAGUCAUUUUUAUAACCAAGGUGUUUUCAUCGGUUUAAACGUGCUUCAGUUUUUCUCAUGGCAUUAUUUGGCUUUCAGUAUCAAUCUUAGGAUCUUUUUGGGAGGGAGGGGGCAUUACUACUCCUUUUAUAAACAACAUUGUGCCGUAAAAUGUGUUUAGUGGAAAACCUUACGCACUCGUCUAAGGAGUUAAACUGAAUCAAGUAUUUAAAACCAGCAGAAUGGAUUUAAGUGUACAUGCAGUUUUAAUACUAUUGAUGACAAUUGUUGAUUUGGGAUGUGCACGGCUGCGCGCGCAGACAACCCCUCUUCAGAGACUAAGGCGUCAGACCUCAACAGUAAAACCAGCUCUAAAGGUGACAGAUUACCAUGUGCGCUGUUCUGUAGUAUCUCGCUAUGCUUUAACCACAGUGGAGAGCACAGUGUGGAAUCAGCUACACAUCCCAAAGGAAGCCGCCUUUGAGGUGGAUCUGUCUCCAUCUGCAUUUAUUUCCAACUUUACCAUCACAUCAAAUGGUAAAGUCUAUGUUUCUGAGGUGAAAGGGAGAAAUGCUGCCAGGAAGAUCUAUGACGCAGCUAAGAAGCAGGGGAAAACAGCAGGACUUGUUGCCACCAAGGAACGAGAGAUCGAGAAGUUUCGUGUGGCAGUCAACGUUCCUCCUGGGGCUCGCGUGUCCUUCUCGCUGUCUUACGAGGAGCUGUUGUCACGACGACUUGGACGCUAUGAGCUCAGUUUGGGUCUGAGGCCCGGACAGCUGGUACAGAACCUCUCUUUGGAUGUCAGCAUAACAGAGAGGACGGGCAUCGGCUUUAUCAAAGCUCUGCCACUGAGAACCAGCCGACUGCUCACCAACAAUGUUCAAGCAGAUGCAGAACCUCCCCCUUCUACUCAGGUCAAGCAGGAUCCUUACUGUGCACAUGUGCGCUACGUUCCCAGCAUGCAGCAACAGAGGACCACCUCCCCCAAAGGUCUCAAUGCAGACUUCAUCAUUCAGUAUGAUGUGGAACUCAAAGACCCCAUGGGUGAUAUCCAGGUGGAUGAUGGCUACUUUGUUCAUUACUUUGCACCUCGAGGACUUCCAGUGGUUCCUAAAGACGUCAUUUUUGUCAUUGACAUCAGCGGCUCUAUGAUCGGCACAAAAAUCAAACAGACUAAGGCAGCUAUGACCAUCAUACUGAGUGACCUGCGUGAGGGUGAUUACUUCAAUCUCAUCACGUUCUCAGACAAGGUCCACACCUGGAAGAAAGGCCGCACUGUCCGGGCCACACGGCAGAAUGUGCGAGACGCCAAGGAAUUUGUCAAGAUGAUAAUAGCAGAUGGCUGGACGAACAUCAACGCAGCUCUGCUGUCUGCGGCCCAACUACUAAAUCCAACCUCAUCUUCACCCACUGAUCGAGUGCCCUCAUCCAACCGCAUUCCCAUGAUCAUCUUCCUGACUGAUGGAGAAGCUACUAUUGGGGUGACCGAACCAGAUGUCAUUCUGCAUAAUGCACAGAAUGCUUUGGGUGUAACUUCUUUGUUUGGCCUGGCCUUUGGAGACGACGCUGAUUUUCCUCUUUUGAGAAGGCUGGCACUGGAGAACCGUGGUGUGGCUCGGAUGGUAUACGAGGAUGAUGACGCAGCUGUCCAGCUGAAAGGUUUCUAUGAUGAAGUUGCCAGCCCUCUCCUGUCAGAUAUCCAGCUGUCCUAUCUGGAUGAUCAAGCCUACGACAUCACUCGUACCCUCUUCCCCAACUACUUCCAGGGCUCCGAACUGGUGGUCACAGGACGACUUAAGCCAGGUGUACAAGAUCUCAAGGUUACAUUGACAGCAAGCGACUCAAAGCAAAAGGUGAAAGUGGAGACUGAGCUACCGCUGGCCCAAGUUGUUGUAAAUGCCACGGGACAGUCUCUCGGCUGUGCAGAGGCGCUGGAUGGUAUUCCCAGCUUUGUGCAACGUCUAUGGGCUUAUUUCACCAUCAAGGAAUUGCUGCUAGCCAAAAUGAACACCACUGAUUUGGUCAUACAGCGUAUUCUUGUGGAUAAAGCCACCAAUCUCUCUCUGCAGUAUAAUUUUGUAACACCUGUCACUUCUUUGGUUGUAAUAAAGCCUGAUAUUGAUGAACCAGAACCGACUAGUUCCUCUGUAACGACUACUACUGGUAAAACAGCAGAUGGAACCAUAAGGGGUUCUGCGAACGUGACAAAUCAGGUAUCACAUUCUACAACAGAGACCAAAAAAUCCAACUCUUCUUUGGCUACAAAACCAAGCUACCAAAACAAACCCACAGUCUCCAAAUCUGGGCGACAACAUCCGCCACCCUCAGGGCUGCAUACCACUGGUCGACCACCCAACACCUCACUUUCCCAUCCAUCAUUGAGGAAGACCACUACAGUACACCCUAAAACCACCACUACUCCACCUGCAAGUAAACCAUCCUCAUCUCCUCCUAGCACCAUUAAAACCACAGCAACCUUAGCCCUGGCCAAGACAUCAGAGCCUUACCUGAAAAGCUCCAAGAUUCCAGCCAGUACAGCGAAAACCACUUCUUCUCAGCCGGUCAAAACCACAACACUAGCCACCUUAGUUAAAACUGCACCUUCUGUGGUAAAAGACUCACUAUUAACUGACAUUAAGAACUCAAGGAUCUCAGGACUCACAACAAUUCAGGACGGCCUACAGCCUCCGAGUGCAUCUACCACAGAUGCAAAUUCAGAUGUUGAGCUGGAAGUAGCAACGUUGCUGGCUCCAACUUUUAUGCCCAUGCCAGGAAUGACAGAUGCACCGAAGUUAUGGGAAGCAUCUCGUGUCCUGGAUGUCUCCUCCACCAUCCAUAUUCAACAGAAAGAUAUUGAUCUUGUUAAAGAUUUCAAUGCAGCACAUGACUACGACUAUGACUACAACAUCCAUUAUGAUUCAUAUUCUGAUGCAGAAGAAUCUGCAGACCUGGACAACUCACCAAGUUCGGUUAGAGUAUUUUCCUCAUCAGUGGAUGGAGACCCACACUUUGUUGUUCAGCUUCCAAAAACGCACCAGAACUUGUGUUUUACUAUUGAUGGAAGGGCUGAUGAUGUACUACACCUUCUGGAAGACCCAGUUAAAGGCAUUACUGUGGAUGGGCAUCUGAUGCUGGCUCCCUCCAAGGAGGGGAUGGAGAACCGAACUCGUACGUUCUUCGACAGGAUUGUCGUCACUGCUGCCAAUGUUGGCUUCAUUGUCACAUUAACAGUAGAUGCAGUGGUUGUAGAGAUCAAAGGGGAAGGACUUGAGAUGCUGCCCACCAAUCAGGAAGGAUCUUUAGAACGACAGGGCUUGAAAAUCAAGGUUGAUGUGCACCAUAGCUGUUGGAUUGAUCUUGGGACAGAUGUGAAGUUUCUUGUUCUCUUUCAUCGCUACAACCACCCCAAAUACUUUCAGAAGGAACACCUGGGCUUCUAUAUUGCUGAUGGCAAAGGGCUUUCUCAUCUCAGCCAUGGGCUUCUGGGCCAGUUUCUACAUAGCCAUAUAGAGGUGAUACACGUCACAGACCAGACGGGUUUCCAUCAUGCGCAAACAAAUACGAACAGUUCACUGGCCAUUGGAUUGUUAAAGAAAGGAGACGAGCAUUUUCCUGUCACCCUACAAGACAAGAAUCUGAAGGAUUCAUCCAGAAAACGACACUCAACUCGAUGUUGGGUCGUCCCAAAGGUAGAUGUAGAGAGACUUCUGGGCCAUUCCUAUCAGAAUUACAUUGUGGACCACCAAUAGAUUAUUCCUCACAUGUCAUGAUUAUUCAGAAUUGCAGUACUGUUUGCAAA